Molecule: messenger RNA, 1595 nt
Organism: Loa loa (African eye worm)
Lineage: Eukaryota; Metazoa; Nematoda; Chromadorea; Rhabditida; Onchocercidae
Product: chloride intracellular channel exc-4
Exons: 7
Coding region: 114-989 (291 amino acids)
Biological process (GO): chloride transport
Cellular component (GO): apical plasma membrane; cytoplasm
Molecular function (GO): chloride channel activity
Source: RefSeq, a predicted model, not a curated record
CACCGUUUUACGUUGGGUGGUUGACUUUUUACUGUGUUCCGGUGCGCGUAAUCGGAUCAGUUGACUUUUUGUGUUGAAGUCAGAAAGGAGCAGCACGCAAAAAAACUACAUAAAUGGCGGAUGAUUAUCAAAUGCAGCAAAUGAAUGGCGAUCAGAUUGGUAUUGGUCAGAAACCACUUUUAGAGCUUUAUGUUAAGGCUUCGGGAAUCGAAAAUCGGCGCAUUGGUGCAUGCUUGUUUUGUCAAGAAUUCUGGAUGGAACUUUACGCUUUGUAUGAGAUUGGAGUUGUUCGAGUUGAAGUGAAGACAGUAAAUAUCAAUUCUGAAGCAUUCAAAAAGAGUUUUCUUGGGGCACAACCACCAAUUAUGGUAGAGAACAAGAAUGCAACUUAUACUGACAACCGUGAAAUCGAAGGACGCAUUUUUCAUUUAGCAAAGGAGUUCAAUGUGCCGCUGUUUGAGAAAGAUCCAGUGGUAGAAAAACGAAUUGAAAGUUUGUACAGAAAUUUCAAAAUCUUUUUGCGAUCCAAAAGUGAGCACGACAGGGAACAGAAAGGAUCAUCACCAACACCAGUGGACUCACUUCCGCCACAACAAAAAGCAUCAUACAACAAACUUGUUGAACAGCUGGCAAAUAUUGACCAACUUCUGAGUGAACGAAACUCACGAUAUCUUUUGGGACGAAGUAUGACGGAAUAUGAUUGCGAACUGAUGCCGCGUCUCCAUCAUAUUCGAAUUGUUGGACAGCGUCUGCUUGGCUUUGACAUUCCUCUUAAUCUAACCUACCUCUGGAACUAUGUAUUGAAUGCAUAUCGUACCGCUGCUUUCAUCGAAAGUUGUCCAGCAGAUCAAGAUAUUCUUCAUCACUAUAAGGAGCAGCUUAGUUUGGUAACGAAUCAGCGCGAAUCAUUGCAGGUUCCAACCAAAACUCACACAAUUCCUGAAAACGUCUUGGAAGAUAUUCGUCGACUCAAGUUGGAUGAAAACUGAGAAUGACCAUAAUUGUGAUUAUUAUUCAUCAGAUUCUUUUUCAAGAAUUAUUUAUCUAAUGUAAUUUGUGUCACUAUUCGUUUUAAAAUUGUGAAAUAAUUGUUAAGUGACUGUUUUAACGAUUUCACAAUUUUGUGUCUAAAAUCCUAAGGAAUUUUCAAAUUUCUGGAAAAAUCUGCUUUAAUCUAUUUUUACCUCAGAAAUCGAUUACUGGCUUGGCCAUUUCUUAGGAUGCAUUUUCGUAUUUCUCUUAUUCGAAACGGAUUUAUGUGAAAUAUUCUUUCGCUUCAUUCAUGGACAUGUACUGUAUGUACUUAUUUCUUAAAUGCUGCUCCAUAAAACAUAUCGGUCUUUUCCGGAAAUAUCCACUUUGCCUAAUGCACAUUCGCAUCCCAUCGUUUUUCAACCCUUUUUAUACUGCAGAAUAUUUGAGUUGUGUUUUGUUAUGUCUGAAGAUAUUGUUUUUCAGAACGACCCAUUUUAAAUUGAAAAGAUCUUCCUCCCGUUUCAUUUUCUUUACAACGAAUGCAUCAUUGCGCCGUGUUGUCUGAUUUUGGGCUUUACUCUGGUUUAUCUUUAUCAUGCUAAAUAAAAAAGAUAUUGGAU